GUUUUGCAACAGCUGGAGGCACGCUGUGUGGGAAACACUGCUUUAGACUAUAGACCAGUGUUUCCCAACCAAGGAGAGUCCAGCUUACCCAAAACUACAACUCCCAGCAUGCUGGAAGUUGCAGUUUCGCAACAGCUGGAGGCGCCCUGUUUGGGAAACCCUGAAAUAAAGCUACAUUUACUUAUAUUUAGCUUCAUCUUGCAUAAUGUUCAUAAAGAUUGAUCAUUCCCUAUAGGUCUGUAACUUUCUGCGUCAGAUAAGAAAAAAUAAGUUGUCGGAGGGAUUUUCCACGGUGAGAAAUCCAGACUUUGGAUCUGCCAAAAAGCAAUAAACAUGUAUAUUCUUUCAUCGUCAGUGGUGACAUCGCAGGGACGUGCGGUCCUACCACCAAGAGAGUGGUGUUUGCUGCACUUGGAAUAUCUCCAGGAGUCUGAUAGGAUGGGAAAGAGCACAGAAGAGUCCCACCCUUACUACCGGGACUUUGUCCCAGCAUGUGCCUCAGCUGGGAUGAAGAUGCUGCUGCAGCCGGACAGGAUUAUGUUCUGGAUGACUGCAACAUGAAAACAGAGAGAAGAGGAUUACAGAGCAGCGAUUGGAUGAAGAGACACAGUACAGCAGACUUGGGGAGGAAGUGUAUGCAUGGUCCCUCCGAGUGGUACCGAUACUUCCCUAUUGCCCAGGGUAACCGUCAAUCUCCUAUUAAUAUAGUCACCAGUCAGGCGGUCUUUAAUCCCAGCCUGCCACCUCUAGUGGUGUCCUAUGAUCAGUGCACGUCCAUCAACAUUUCAAACAAUGGUCACUCGGUCAUGGUGGAGUUUGACGACAAUGAUGACAAAACAGUGAUCAGUGGAGGACCACUUAAUGAUCCCUACCGCCUCAAACAAUUCCACUUUCAUUGGGGAAACCAGGACAAUGAAGGAUCAGAACACACUGUGGAUGGCAAAUCUUACCCCUGUGAGCUCCACUUGGUUCAUUGGAAUGCAAAAUCCUACUCCACUUUCAGUGAGGCAGCGGCGGCCUCAGAUGGGCUGGUGGUCAUUGGUGUCUUCAUGGAAAUUGAGGAGAAACACCCGGGCCUUGAUAGGUUAACAGACGCAUUGUACAUGGUCAGAUUUAAAGGAACCAAAGCACAAUUUAACAACUUCAAUCCCAAAUGCCUGCUGCCAUCCAGCCUAGAAUACUGGACAUACCCCGGUUCUCUAACCACACCCCCUCUCAAUGAAAGUGUGAACUGGAUUGUCCUGAAAGAGCCUAUAAAGGUUUCAGAAAAACAGAUGGAACGAUUUAGGAAAACCAUCCUUUUUAAUGAUGAAGAAGAGGAAGAGAGGAUCCAUAUGGUGAAUAAUUUCCGCCCCCCACAGCCUCUCAAUGGCAGAAAAGUACAAGCAUCUUUUAAGUGUUGAUGCCUAUGAGCACUGAGGACUUUCUCAACAGCAGAAACCAAACUCGCUGUCCGAUGGACUCCAAGGGGGCCAAGUUCUGCCUUAUAUUUUAUAAUAAUCCAAUUGCUGCAUUGUAGAUUUCUAUUGCACUUAUCUUUUCAUUCAAAUUUCUUUAAUGAAUAAAUCAUUUUUUUUCUGUAGAUGACACACUGUUUUUCACCUGUUAUGUUAUAUUUGCAACAUUAGCUUUAUUAUUGUUAUUAUUAUUAUGAUGUUCAGGAAGAGAAUAUGUUUGAUCCUGAGUUACAACCUGUAUCAUUCUGUACAGCUGAAGUCAAAAUGCUGCCAACUUCCGCACGAAAAUUCUGAGGUGUGAACAUAGCAUUAAUCUCCCUACACUCUACACAGAGUUUGAUCUGGUAAUUUUUCUUCUGGGAAAGUGUGGUCUGUGUGGACUUUCCACCAACAGUGGAGCGCUGGCAGAACAUUCCAGCGCUAGGACCGCUUGGAAAUGCUUUGCCGUGUAUGACUCCAUAGAAAGAAUAGACAUGACUAUUCUUUCUGCAGAUGCUGGAAUCUGAAUUUCUAAGCUAACAAACAUCUGGCGCGGAAAUUCUGCCAUGUGCACAGUGAAGCAGAAUCCCAUUGAAAUCAAUAGGAUUCUGCUGCUGCUGUGGAAAUUCCAAUGUGUGAACAUAGCCUUAGGUUAAAGGGGUACUCCAGUGGAAAACAUUUUUAUAAAAAAAUUUUUUUUUAAAACAACUGGUGCCAAAAAAAAAAAGCGAUUUGUAAAUGACUUCUAUUAAAAAAUCUUAAAGGAAAACUGUCAGAUAUUUUCUCCCGCACUAUCCUCCCUCCAGUUAGAAGCAGCGAAGAGAGGGAGAACUGGAGGGAGGGGGGGAUGAAUGUUCAUAAGUGGCACUGACGUCAGUGCCAGUUAACCUGCAGAAGCCCCGCCCAUGCCAGUUACAGCAAGAUAUACACAUAGAUUAAAACUACAAUUGCGGGCAAAUGGCUGGGCGGAUCUAGACGAGGUAGGGCUAGUUUUAAUCAGCGUCUCCCGUUCUAUCCACCAGUAGUGUGGAUAGUGUGGGAGAAAAUGUCUGACAGUUUUCCUUUAAUCCUCGAAGUACUUAACUGCUGUAUACUUCAGAGGAAAUUAUUUUCUUUUUGGAUUUCUUUUCUGUCAUGACCACUGUGCUCUCUGCUGAUACCUCUGUCCAUGUCAGGAACUGUCCAGAGCAGCAUAUGUUGAUAUGGGGAUUUUCUUCUGCUCUGGACAGUUCCUGACGUGGACAGAGGUGUCAGCAGAGACCACUGUGAACAGACAGGAUAAAAAAAAAAAGAAUUUCCUCUGUAGUAUACAGCCGCUAAUAAGUACUGGAAGGAUUAAGAUUUUUUUUAAUAGAAGUAAUUUACAAAUCUGUUUAACUUUCUGGCACUAGUUGAUUUGAAAAAAAAAAGAAAAAAGUUUCCCCCCGGAGUACCCCUUUAAAUUCACUUGGGCCAGAAAGCGGCAUUUUACCUGCUAAAACUUUCAGCGGAUUACAUUACCAGGCUACUGGAUGAGCAAUGACAUUCUUCAGGUGGAAAUUUCCAAGCAGAUUUUCCGUUCACAAAUUCCUCUUCACAAAGUCCGAAGUGUGAAUUUGUGAUCGGAAACCCAUUCACUAUACUAUACAUAAUAGUAAGUGGAGCUUCUGCCUGCAAUUUCACAGUGGAAGUGAACCUAGCCUAAGGGUCUAUUCAUACGGCAGAAUUUCAGCUUGCGGAAUUCUGCCUCAAAUGAAAGCCCAUAGACGUCUAUGGGAUUCUGCACUCCAAUUUACACUUCUGAACUUAUGCUUUGAGGCAGAAUUCCGCAAGCGGAAAUUCUGCUGUGUGAAUAGACCCUAAGGGUGUGUCUGUCCACAAACCUAAAGGGGUUUCCAGGAUUAGAAAAAUGUGGCUUCUUUCCUUCAAAAACAGCUCCACUCUUGUCCACAGAUUGUGUUUGGUAUUGCAGCUCUCCUCCAUUGAAGUAAAUGAAACUGAACUGCAGUUCUACACACAACCUGUGGACAGGAGUGGUGCUGUUUUUGCAAAAAAGAAGCAGCAUUUUUCUAAUCCUGGAUGGUCCCUUACUGUACACAUUAGAUGUGUCAGCCAAACCCAAUAUUUGUAGGAAUAACCAACCUGCAGGGGUCUCCUGAUUCUCUCCAACCAAUGAUGUCAAUGGAGAGAAGGAUUGGACAUGUUGAAUUUCAACUGUCUGCUCAUUUUCUUCUUGAGGAUAUAAGCCACUGCAAGAAGAGAGCAUUCAUGUGUUUGUGUGUAAGUAUGACUACUUUUAUGGACUCUUUACUAUAACAAACAGCAAAACUUUUGAUAAUAGUCCAUUGUCAAGAGUCAAUAGUGUCAUUGCUUGUGUCUCCCAAACUCGUUCCCUGUUACAUAAUGUAUAUUCAGCCGAUAUGUUAGUAGCCUAACCUGAGCAUAUAAUAAAUGGCAAUGGUUUCUGGGUUCUUGCACCAGUAAAGUCAUUUAUAAUGUAAUUUGUUUGCUUUAUGAUUGCUAAGAUCACAAUCGUAACUUAAAUCUCGUAUUCUGUCAAAAUAGUAACAUUAGAGGUGCAUGAU
Molecule: messenger RNA, 4000 nt
Organism: Hyla sarda
Lineage: Eukaryota; Metazoa; Chordata; Amphibia; Anura; Hylidae
Gene: CA7
Product: carbonic anhydrase 7
Exons: 9
Coding region: 492-1403 (303 amino acids)
Biological process (GO): regulation of intracellular pH
Cellular component (GO): cytoplasm
Molecular function (GO): zinc ion binding; carbonate dehydratase activity
Source: RefSeq, a predicted model, not a curated record